Molecule: messenger RNA, 459 nt
Organism: Dromaius novaehollandiae (emu)
Lineage: Eukaryota; Metazoa; Chordata; Aves; Casuariiformes; Dromaiidae
Product: olfactory receptor 14A16-like
Exons: 1
Biological process (GO): G protein-coupled receptor signaling pathway; detection of chemical stimulus involved in sensory perception of smell
Cellular component (GO): plasma membrane
Molecular function (GO): olfactory receptor activity
Source: RefSeq, a predicted model, not a curated record
CUGCACUACGGGACCCUCAUGGGCAGCAGAGCUUGUGUCAAAAUGGCAGCAGCUGCCUGGGGCAGUGGUUUUCUCAAUGCUGUCCUGCACACUGCGAACACAUUUUCAAUACCACUCUGCCAAGGCAACACAGUGGACCAGUUCUUCUGUGAAAUCCCCCAGAUCCUCAAGCUCUCCUGCACAGAUGCCUACCUCAGGGAAGCUGGGGUUAUUGUGGUUAGUGCCUGUUUAGUCUUUGGGUGUUUCAUUUUCAUUGUGGUGUCCUACGUGCAGAUCUUCACUGCUGUGCUGAGGAUCCCCUCUGAGCAGGGCCGCCACAAAGCCUUUUCCAUGUGCCUCCCGCACCUGGCCGUGGUCUCCCUGUUUGUCAGCACUGGCAUGUUUGCCUACCUGAAGCCCCCCUCCAUCUCCUCCCCAGCUGUGGAUCUGGUGGUGGCUGUUCUGUACUCGGUGGUGCCU